CUGCACUACACUGGAGGAUGUUAGAGUAGAGAGCAGCUCGCAUCCUGGGAGGAAACAAGCGAUAAGCAACUAAUCACAUCGUCAGCUGAACGAGAAAGGACGUUGUGUUUACCAACUUGCGGCAGGAGGCGGGGGGGUGGGGAGAGAAGCUACUGACUGUGCGCUCGAAAGGGGGACAUCAACCCUGACACUUGGCGGGGAAAGGAGAGAGAAGUUCACAUUCGUCCUCCAGAGUCUGAAGAGGAGAGGACUGACCGGACAGUGAUCGCCUCUGACCGGACAGUGAUCGCCUCUGUUGUGUGCACCAGAGAGAGAGAGAGAGAGAGACACUUUGUGAGCACCAGAGAGAGAGAGAAUCUGCCCCUCUAUAUGUCUACAAAGAUGGAGCAGCCUUUCUACCACGACGACACCUUCCUGGGGGGCUACGCCGGUGCCGAGGGCGGUCUGCACGAUUACAGCUCCAAGUACCUGAAGCAGAGCAUGAGCCUGAACCUGGGCGAGCCGGCCCGCUCGCUGAAGCCGCCUCACCUGCGGGGGGCCGAGGAGCAGCUGAUGGGCGCUGCCGCUGCCGCUGCUGCUGCCGCCGCGGACGUGGGGCUCCUGAAGCUGGCGUCGCCCGAGCUGGAGCGGCUCAUCAUCCAAUCGAGCAACGGGGUGAUCACCACCACGCCCAGCCCGGGCCAGUACUUCUGCGGGCGCAACAUCACCGACGAGCAGGAGGGUUUCGCCGACGGCUUCGUCAAGGCGCUGGAGGAGCUGCACAAGAUCAACCAUGUGGCGCCCAACGUGUCCAUCUCGUCCAGCCCGGGCAUGAGUUGCACUAGCGCCGCCCCCGUCCACGGCGCUUACGGCUCCUCCGAGGUGCCGCCGGUCUACACCAACCUGACCGCAUACAACGCAGCGAGCGGCGGGAGCAGCGGCGGGACUUACCCGAGCGCCACCAUCAGCUACUUACCCCAGCCCCACGCCUAUAGCAGCGGUGGACCCCUACCCCCGGUGGGCAGCGUGCACCUGACCGGCCCGCCCCCGCCUCAUCCCCAGCCCCAGCCCCAGCCCCAGCCCCGGCUCCAGCGGCUCAAGGAGGAGCCGCAGACCGUGCCCGAGGUGCAGAGCCGCGGCGAGACGCCGCCGCUCUCCCCGAUCGACAUGGAGAGCCAGGAGCGCAUCAAGGCGGAGCGGAAGCGCAUGAGGAACCGGGUGGCCGCCUCCAAGUGCCGCAAGAGGAAGCUGGAGAGGAUCGCCCGGCUGGAGGACAAAGUGAAGACUCUGAAAUCUGACAACGCCGGCCUGGCUUCCACCGCCACCGUGCUGAGGGACCAGGUCUCUCAGCUCAAACAGAAAGUCAUGACUCACAUCAGCAGUGGCUGCCAGAUAGUAUUAACUCAGAAACUACAGGGCUUCUGAGCAAAAAGAGAGUGGACUGGGGCCAGCCGGAGAGACUGAGUAAAUUUUGUUUGUUUGUAUUUUCAGGAAAAAAAAAUGAGGGAGUGAAAAGGAAAUCUUUGGGGUUUUUUUUUCCCUAAUGACACUGGAACUCCCUAAAAAGUUGCAUGUGGUUCGGUUGAAAAAGCGCGUUGGGCGAGACAAUCCUGAAUUAAGUCUGUAACGCCAGAUAACUGUCCACAUCGGUCAUGGUAGCGCAGGAGAAUUUAAAAAGAAAACCUAUGGUCAUUUUGUUCUUUAUCUUAACUAAAGAAGGACACUGACAGUUCUCUCUUGAAGCUGCACACAGUUAAUUUGUAAAUUAUUCCUCUUGUUUUUUUUUGGAAAAAAAUGUUAUGUUUUAGUUUGUAACAAACUCAGUUCGAUUUUGUGUUUUUAUUUUGACAAUCUUCAUGUUUUUAAGUAUUUAAGUAAAUAGUUUAAACUGUGAA
Messenger RNA from Chiloscyllium plagiosum (whitespotted bambooshark), 1874 nucleotides. Lineage: Eukaryota; Metazoa; Chordata; Chondrichthyes; Orectolobiformes; Hemiscylliidae. The record is from RefSeq and is a predicted model, not a curated record.